GGGAAUAACGCCGGGGCCGUUGCCAGAGGGACACCGAGCGCUCCGCCCUCGCUCCCGCAUCCCGCGGGAUGCCGGCUCGCUGAGCACCCGCUAGCGACGGCCCCUCCCCGGCGCGCGAGCCUCCUCGGAGGGGAUGACGUAGCUUUGCCAAGGAUUUAUCAGCUAAGCAGAAAAUGAGCUUAACAUCCUGGUUUUUGGUGAGCAGUGGAGGCACCCGACAUAGGCUGCCACGAGAAAUGAUUUUUGUUGGAAGAGAUGACUGUGAGCUGAUGUUACAGUCACGGAGUGUGGACAAGCAACAUGCUGUACUCAACUAUGAUGCCUCUACAGAUGAACACUUGGUGAAGGAUUUGGGCAGCUUGAAUGGGACAUUUGUGAAUGAUGUGAGGAUUCCAGAACAGACGUACAUCACUCUGAAGUUAGACGAUAAAUUGAGAUUUGGAUAUGAUACUAAUCUUUUUACUGUGGUCAGGGGAGAGAUGAGAGUCCCCGAAGAAGCACUUAAGCAUGAAAAAUUCUCAAGCCAACUCCAGUUAUCCCAAAAAUCUUCAGAGGCAGAAGGAUCGAAACAAAGCAGCUCCAAAAGUUCAGAGUCCAAGGUAGCAGACUCCACAGCUGAAGUGCACCACAAAACUACAGAAGCACUGAAAUCUGAAGAAAAAUCAGUGGAUAUUUCUGCCAUGCCUCGUGGGACGCCUUUGUAUGGACAGCCAGCCUGGUGGGGUGAAGAUGAAGCUGAUGAAAAAGGUGGUUGUAAGCCAGAUAGCAAGCAUGAAGAAAAAAUGCCUGAGACAGGAGCUUCAGGAUGCAGCACAGAUGCCAAGCAAUCUGAGGAGCAGUCUGCAUCUGCAAAUGAAGAACUUUAUCCUUUCUGCAGGGAGCCCAGUUAUUUUGAAAUCCCUACUAAAGAAUGCCAGCAAACUUCACAGGUAGCAGAGAGCGCUAUUCAUGAAAUUCCCACAAAAGAUACCCAAAGCUCCCACGCAGCAGCUUCAGGGCACGCUUCCUUUACCAUUGAAUUUGAUGACAACACUCCAGGAAAAGUAAAGAUCAAAGAUCAUGUGACAAAAUUCACAUCAGAGCAGCGUCACAAGUCGAAAAAGCCUUCUUCCUCCAGUGGCCAGGACCUGCCGGGGCUCCAGACGGUGAUGCUGGCUGCUGAGAGCAAAGUCGCAGAUUGGCUUGCACAGAACAAUCCUCCGAGAAUGAUAUGGGAGCCAACGGAGGAGGACUCCAAAAGUAUUAAGAGUGACGUUCCAGUGUACUUGAAGAGGCUGAAAGGGAAUAAACAUGAUGAUGGCACACAAAGCGAUUCAGAAAAUAUUGGCGCACACCGGCAUUACAGUAAAAGGGCAGCACUUGAAGAACACUUAAGGCAUCAUCAUACAGAGCUGAAAAAGUCACACCAGAAAGUCCAUUCCACAGAAAAGCAGCAGGAGCAAGCUGGUUUGAGUCAGACUGCCUUUAUGAUUGAGUUUUUUGAUGAAGACCAUCCUCGCAAGAGACGUUCUUACUCUUUUUCUCAGAAUGUAGGAGCUCUGUGCCCAGAAUCUCCAUCUCCGACAUCUCACGCACGAGCUGAAAGAGUGAAACCUGCAUCAGGAGAGAAAGUCCCUUCGCCUGUGCAAGCUAGCUCAUCACAUCACAGAGCAGUACAUGGUGUUCAUGCCAAACUUCUAAACCAGAAAUCAGAAGAACACUCUGCUGCGUUACCUGCCUUACAAGCUGCGUUGUUAAGGAGUUCAGGAAGCCUUGGCCAUAGGCCUAAUCAGAACCAGGAGAUGGACAAAAAGUUGAAGAGCCAACAUAUUUCUGCUGCUACUGAAAAGGACAAUGAGGAUGACCAGAGUGACAAAGGUACUUACACUAUUGAGUUGGAAAAUCCCAAUCCUGAAGAAAUGGAAGCCCGCAAAAUGAUUGACAAGGUAUUUGGAGUGGAUGACAGCCAGGAUUAUAAUAGGCCUGUUAUCAACGAGAACCAGAAAGAUUUAGUAAAAGAUUGGGCUAUAAAUUCUGCUACAGUAGUGCUGGAAGAAAAAAGACCACUGAGUACAACUGGAUUUCUUGACACAGAGGAAGGUUCUGCUAACCCUGGAAGUAAACGUUGGGUAUCACAGUGGGCCAGUUUGGCUGCUAAUCACACACGUCAUGACCAAGAUGACUUGAGAUUGGAGUCCUCUGUGCCUGCUCCAUUAGAAAAUGACACAGACAUCAGUGAGUCUGGUAUUUCUGUUAGAAGUGCUGGUUCAGCUGCUUCUAUGACCAGCCAAGGUGAGCGAAAGAGGAGGACACUUCCACAGCUUCCCAUAGAAGAGAAAGUAAAUGAAAAUUUAAAACCAAAGACUGUAUCUCAUCAGAGGUCAGAAAUAGGUGAAAAGCAAGACACUGAACUUCAGGAGAAAGAAACUCCAGCUCGUGCCUCAGAUGCUAAGUCAAGCAGAACAAUGAAUGGUCUUUCACCCAAAGCUACUGGAGACAAGGUGUUUUCUUUUCCCAGCUCUUCUAGUAAAGAGAGAGUUGAAACUGGCAGAGAAACUUCUGUGGUGAAACAAGCUUUAGCAAAAAUUCAACAACAGGAAAGAAAGGAGCAAGGACACUGGACGCCCUCAAAAUUAUCCUCUACAAAACUGGCUGCAAACCAGGUUGAGAAAGGUAGGGAGGAGAUUGUUAUGUCACCCAAAACUUUGGAUAAUCAAGAAAAUGCUCCUGGACAUGUUACAGAUAAAGCAGAAAUUAAAUUGGCACAGAUUGAGGGAAAAAGAAGAAAAAAUGAGGAGAUCAUUAGAGGACAAAGUCCUAAAGUACUUGCAGGAGACAAAAAGGAAUCUUCAAAACCCUUAGUGAGGCAAGGUAGCUUUACUAUAGAUAAGCCUAGCACAAAUAUACCUAUAGAACUUAUUCCUCACAUUAAUAAGCAGAGUGGUUCUGCUGCCCCUUUAGUAUCUGCAAACAGGUUACGUGACAGAAGUGAUUCAAUGGACACUGAUUCCAGUAUAGAUACAACACUCAUUUUAAAAGACACAGAAGCUGUAAUGGCUUUCCUUGAAGCUAAAUUGCGUGAAGAAAAUAAAACUGAUGAAGGUCCUGACACUCCUAGUUAUAACAGAGAUAAUUCCAUAUCACCAGAGUCAGAUGUUGAUACAGCCAGCACAAUCAGUCUAGUUACUGGUGACACUGAAAGAAAAUCCACACAGAAGCGGAAGAGCUUUACAAACUUAUAUAAAGAUAGAUGUUCCACUGGUUCCCCUUCAAAGGAUGUUUUAAAAUCUUCUACAAGUGCUAGAGAAAAGAUUGAAAAGAAAACUAAGAGUCGAUCUUCAGAUGGUGGGUCUAGGGCUGACACUCGCAAAACUGUGCAAUCCAGUGGAAGAAUGAGGCAACCAUCAGUAGAUUUAACAGAUGAUGAUCAAACAUCCAGUGUACCUCAUUCUGCCAUUUCUGAUAUCCUAUCAUCUGACCAGGAAACCUACUCUGGCAAAUCACAUGGAAGAGUUCCUUUUGCCUCAGCAGAUGAACUUGUACAUUCCAAGAUGGAAGGAAAGUCAGCUAAAUCAAAAACCUCUCCUGUUGGACUUGGGCAGUCUAGUAAAUCUACCACUCUUCCAAGACCUCGUCCCACAAGGACUUCUCUCUUGCGCAGAGCCCGCCUUGGUGAAGUCUCAGACAGCGAGCUUGCUGAUGCUGAUAAGGCUUCAGUGGCUUCCGAAGUGUCCACUACAAGUUCUACAUCAAAACCUCCAUCGGGGAGGAGAAAUAUUUCCAGAAUAGACUUACUCGCUCAGCCUCGCAGGAAUCGACUUGGCUCUUUAUCAGCACGUAGCGAUUCUGAAGCAACAAUAACCAGGAGCACUGCCUCAUCGCGUACCCCAGAAGCAAUCAUCAGAAGUGGUUCGAGGCUGCUCUCAGGAGGAGAGAGCACUAAAGUUUCUGCUAGAACUCGAGCCAAUAGCAUUUCUCGACUUUCGGAUUCAAAAUCCAAAUCCUUGGCUUCGGCUCAUAAUUCGCCCUCAGUAAGUGCAAGAUGGAGGCGCUUUCCUACAGAUUAUGCUUCCACCUCAGAAGAUGAAUUCGGAUCAAAUCGUAAUUCCCCUAAACAUGCCCGUCUGCGUACCUCUCCAGCCCUGAAAACCACGCGACUGCAGAGCGCUGGGACAGCAGCUCAAAGCAGCAACACUUUCAAGCACAGGAUAAAGGAGCAGGAAGACUACAUUCGUGACUGGACUGCCCACCGGGAAGAGAUAGCAAGGAUCAGUCAAGAUCUGGCUCUCAUCGCACGGGAAAUCAACGAUGUAGCAGGAGAAAUAGAUUCAGUGACUUCAUCAGGCACUGCCCCCAGUACCACAGUAAGCACUGCUGCCACCACCCCUGGCUCUGCCAUAGACACUAGAGAAGAGGUAGGAGAUCUUCAUGGAGAAAUGCAUAAGGUUAUGGGGGACAGUUUGCUGUUGUCCUCAGUCUUCCAGUUUUCUCGCAAGAUAAGACAAUCCAUAGACAAAACAGCUGGCAAAAUCAGAAUAUUAUUUAAGGACAAGGACAGAAAUUGGGAAGAAAUUGAAAACAAGUUACGAGCUGAAAGUGAAGUUCCUAUUGUGAAAACAUCAAGCAUGGAAAUAUCAUCAAUCUUACAGGAACUGAAACGAGUUGAGAAGCAGCUGCAAGCAAUUAAUGCCAUGAUUGACCCCGAUGGUACCUUGGAUGCUCUGAGCAACUUGGGAUUCGCCAGCCCCAUCUUACCAGCUCAGCCGAAGGCGAAGUCCAGCCCUGUUUCACAAGGCCCCCGCCCGGCAGUGCAGCCAAACUGCCAGCCCGAGGCCCGGGCUGCUCGUCCCACCGCCGGCCCUGUGCCAGCUGAAUUGGAAAAUGCUGAAUCCGAGGCAGAUUUCAGCAUACAUUUCAAUAGGUUUAACCCAGAUGGGGAAGAAGAAGAUGCCACCCUGCGUGAGUGACAUCUCAGUGUUUGAUACAAAAACCUUUCAUGUGGAAUGUUUAGAAAUCAAGGAAAACUUAUAAUGUUUGUUUUUAUAAUUAAAAAAAAAAAGCUUGGUCAAACAGCAGUUGUUUUAUUAAACCAGUUUUCUUUAAUUGUGAUGCUUUGAUUGUCACACAAAUCCUUUUCAAAUCAUAAAGAUAUGCAUAGAUACCAGUGUAGGAAAGCAGAUUGUGGCAGGUUUGCCCUUUGUGGUUGUGUGCUUUGCAAAAGAAUUAUUAUAUCAGCAGUUUUCCCUUAAUAGAUUUAUUUCUUUUUAAAAGCCAUGCAAGCAGUCUAACAUUUACUGAAAACCCCAAUCUCUUUGCCAAGCUGCUCUGAUGAACAGACUUCCUUCUCUAAAGCUUGUACAGAACUGUUGAACAGUUACGUUUGAUUCUGAAUUAGAUGAUUUAUAUAGGAAACAUUAUCUUUGACUACAAUGACACAUUACUGCAAAAGUAAGACAGAUUUCAGAAAGCAUUCAUUCUCAUGUACUGGAAAAUCUCAAACAGUUCUGUGGUUUAUGUAACCUUGUUGCUGCGUAAAUUGUCUUGGGGUUUACAAAUAAGUUCACAUAUUAUGUUUGCACUAAGAUUUGCUGGGAGUGGUAGGUGAACAUAUCGAUAUCGUUGAACAGCAAGCAGUGUUUUGGUGUACAUAGAAAACUGAUAAUACUGUCCUUGUAUUAUCAUUACAGUGUUUUAAUCCACUUUCUGAAAAGACUAUUUGGCACUUUUUGAUCUUCUUCAAAAGUCUUUUUGAUGUUAAUGAAAGUAGAAGUAUUUCAUAUCUCAUUUCUGUCCAAAUCUUUGUUGAAACUAACUAGGAAAUAAAUUUGAACAUAUAGCAACGUGGGACAUAUUAAAGCAUAUUGAGGCAAAUGGGCUCUCACCAAUCCACAUGCAACGUAAGCUUACAGAAGAAAUUACUGUUUAUUUGGAAUGAUCAUGAGAUGUAAAAUUUUCUUUAGGGAACUUGGAAAUAGAGUUGUCACGAUUUGCUUGAUCGAUAGGUGCACUCCCAAGCAAAUGAUUUUAUUUGCUUCUGUAUAUUUUCCUCUAGUCUUGCUAGUAAAGCUGUCCCUGUGUUACAUAUUUAAAAGGAUUCUGGACGACGACUGCUAACAUGGACAUUUUGCUUAUACCACUGAAAAGCAAGUCUAUUUAAAGUUUCCUAUAUAAGCCUAUUUUCCUUAUCAGUUGUCCCAGUAACUUAACAUUUGGAAAUAAUGAAAAAAAUUAAAGUAAAUUACUUUGUAUUUCCAGAACACUGUAAUUUGGAGGAAUGUUUUUUCUGUUAAAUGUAACUAAUAGACUGGAAUUUUCUUAUGUUUGCAUCAGUCUCUAUAUAUUACGGUUAAAGAUACAGUUUUGCAGCUUUUAUGAAAUGGUCUUUAAUAUUUCAGCAAUAAUCCUAUAUGAGAUUUGUUUUUAAAAAACCUACUUUCUGUACGCUUUUAAAUUGUACAGGCUUUCAGAAAUCAGUAAAAGUUGGACCAGUUAAUAAAGAUGCAAAAACUUUUUUUGUAGAGAUGUAAAAACAAAACCACUAAUCUGUUGUAUAAUGGAUUUCAUAUUUUCUUUAAAAAAAUUAAAAGCAAACAGUCUUCAUGUAUGACUCAAUAUGCUCUACUCCAGCUAACUGUGGGAGCCUGAAUUACACUAGUUUACAGAGGCUACAGGAAAACUUUUUGAAGUUGCAGAAGGGCAAAAAUAGAUGGAAACUAGAGCUAAGUGUUGAAAACUGAGUGUACCAAACCAUCACCAUAAUUCCUUCUUUUGUUUAAUGCUUGGGAACAUAAUUUUUCUGCAGAUUCAAGUUGAAAGUAGCAAAUGGCUAGGAAGGAUUAAAGGUGCAGGCUCUUCAUACGAGAUUCUGUUUGUGUUAUUUCAGGCGUUUUUACCUUUAUGUUGUGUAAUAAGCAUUUUGCAUUACUAUGUUAUUAUUUUGUAUGGACAUGUUCUCCUUAUUUAUUUUUGUUACAUUUAUUAUGUAUGUUAUUUUGUUAUAUGCAUUUACAACUCCAUUUUUAAAUAAAGUGUUUCUGGAACUUUACAAAUGUGUCAAUAUGUAAUUG
This is a messenger RNA of Motacilla alba alba, 7046 nucleotides long. It is a transcript of the gene CEP170, whose product is annotated as centrosomal protein 170. Gene Ontology annotation, cellular component: centriole. Bases 174 to 4946 code for a protein of 1590 amino acids. The transcript is spliced from 18 exons. The record is from RefSeq and is a predicted model, not a curated record. Gene Ontology annotation, molecular function: protein binding. Lineage: Eukaryota; Metazoa; Chordata; Aves; Passeriformes; Motacillidae.